This is a messenger RNA of Drosophila kikkawai, 1499 nucleotides long. The record is from RefSeq and is a predicted model, not a curated record. NCBI's taxonomy places the organism in Eukaryota, Metazoa, Arthropoda, Insecta, Diptera, Drosophilidae.
GGAUUUACAAAUUAAAAAAAAAACCAUUAACUUUAUAUAAAUCUAAUAACUGUACAGAUUCUUCCCCUUGGUUCUAAUCAAAUUCUGAAAUUCGUGGAAAAAUAAAUUAACAUUAGGCAACUCAAGAAUCUGCGAAAUUCUUUUUCUUAGAAUAUUUCUGAAUAUAUGUACAUAUGUACAUAUGUAUAAAACAAAUGUUCGUUAUCUGUUGUACUUAAUAGCUGUUGGCCUAUAAAUACAGAGCAUGAAUAGCAUUCCCAGUCAGUGUUUAAAAGGAAAAGUCAGAAUGUUGUACUCGGCAAUAAUAUUAUUCUCUCUGGCUUUGCUAAAACUCCAGGCGGCGGCCCGUCCUCCAGCAAAGUUCCAGUUAAUCGGAUCCAGGUUAUUCUACAUCGAAAAGAACACAACCGUGGAUUGGUUCGAAGCUACAAGGACAUGCCGUCGUAUGAACGGCGUACUGGCGACCAUCCGGAACCAGCAGGAGCUGGAUCUAAUCGUACCAAAACUGGAAUGGGACUCUAAAUACUGGCUGUUCGUUAACGAUUUGACCCAAGAGGGCACAUUUGAUUCCAUAUCCUUCAACCCACCCUUCUUAAAUUGGAGACAAGGGCAGCCCGACAAUUACAACUCUAAUGAAGACUGCGUUAUGAUAAUUAACAAUUACAUGUACGACAGUGUAUGUGAUUCCAAGGCACUUUUCAUUUGCGAGAGAUGGGAUGUUACUAAAAGAAAAGAAGAAGAAAGCUCAUCUGAUGAAUUGCUUAUUUUUAAUAGAACGUACGUAAAAGGGGACUUUUAGGAGUUUUAAUGCUCAUAGGAAGUUCACUAAACGACUUCCAUUGGUAGCUUUGAACAGUGCUUGUCAAACGGCAGCAGUCUGUUAAGUCUAUGUUAACUGCACACAAUAGAGCUCAAACUGUACAAACUAUAUUAAGAUUCGAAGAAGAUUGUUUAUAAUAAAAAAAAAAAAGAAAUUUAUAAUUUCUAUUAUUUUACUAUUUUAUAAAAUGUCUUAAAAUAAACCAAAUUCCAACAUAAUUCAAAUAAUUAUCGUUAUUUUCCCCUCAAUUAAAAACUCAAUAGUAGAUUGUUUAUAUAUUCCAUAUAUUUUGCAUAUAUUUGUUGGUGUUUCUAUACUUUACACAAUAAAAAUGAUAAUGCAUCUCAACAAAAACAAUUAUUCGCGGUACUUAGACAAAGUUCAUGCUUGCGUGAUUGGUAACUUUUGCUCUUGGAAAUUGUUUUCCCAACUUACUACUUUGCUUAAUUUCAUUUUUGCUCUCUCUCUCUCUUAUGUCGGUUAUUGGUAUCGUUAUUGUUAAUCGAUUAGAAAAUAAAGAUAGUCAUAGAUAAUUUUGAUAGAUCCGAAUGCGGAUCGAGAAUUAUACAAGGCGCGCUCCUACACAUAUGUACAAUGAAUGCGCGCUAUGCAAAAGGUAUAUGAUAUUCUCGUGAGUCAUCGGCUGAUCGAUGAAUUGGUUUCUGCAUUUGGUUAAACU